AUGAACAUUUCAAACGGUAGUAAAGUUGCCAAUUUAAUCACCAAGUUAGCCAUUCCAGCAGGUUUAAUCCUAACAGGGGUAGAUUAUUCUAUGUAUGAUGUGAAAGGUGGUUCUCGUGGUGUUAUCUUUGAUAGAAUCAGUGGUGUUCAAAAACAAAUUGUUGGUGAAGGUACUCAUUUUUUAAUACCAUGGUUACAAAAAGCUAUUAUAUUCGAUGUUCGUACAAAACCUAAAUCUAUAGCCACAAAUACAGGUACUAAAGAUUUACAAAUGGUUUCAUUAACAUUGAGAUUGUUACAUAGACCCGAUGUAUUAGAAUUACCGAAGAUUUAUCAGAAUCUAGGUCUUGAUUAUGAUGAAAGAGUAUUACCAUCAAUUGGUAAUGAAGUAUUAAAAUCUAUUGUAGCUCAAUUUGAUGCAGCUGAAUUAAUUACUCAAAGAGAGAUUGUUUCUCAAAAGAUUCGUGAUGAAUUAGCUACACGUGCCAAUGAAUUUGGUAUUAGAUUAGAAGAUGUUUCAAUUACUCAUAUGACUUUUGGUCAAGAAUUUACUAAAGCAGUUGAACAAAAGCAAAUCGCUCAACAAGAUGCAGAAAGGGCUAAAUUCUUAGUGGAGAAAGCUGAACAAGAGAGACAAGCUGCAGUUAUUCGUGCUGAAGGUGAAGCUGAAUCUGCUGAAUGUAUAUCAAAGGCUUUAAGUAAAGUUGGUGAUGGGUUAUUAUCUAUUAGAAGAUUAGAAGCAUCUAAGGAUAUUGCUAAAACUUUAUCAAGAUCUAAUAAUGUUACGUAUUUACCAAGUAAUAGAGGAUCUAGUUCAAAUGAUGGUAAUGAAGGUACAUCGAACAGUUUACUUUUAAAUAUUGGCCGUUAA
Maudiozyma barnettii is the source of this 870-nucleotide messenger RNA. It is a transcript of the gene PHB1, whose product is annotated as prohibitin subunit PHB1. Gene Ontology annotation, cellular component: mitochondrion; membrane. The coding region runs from base 1 to 870 and encodes 289 amino acids. Gene Ontology annotation, biological process: mitochondrion organization. The record is from RefSeq and is a predicted model, not a curated record. Lineage: Eukaryota; Fungi; Ascomycota; Saccharomycetes; Saccharomycetales; Saccharomycetaceae. The transcript has a single exon.